AUGGGUUCCCUCAUUGCUGGUUGGGGGGCAAGGCAGUGAAUUGCCAAUGGGUUCAGGGGAAGAAAACCGGAAAUGGAGCGUGUUUGACGGGGUGAAGACCAUCCCCUCAACGCCUGAAUCUCUAAUGGCAGAAAUCAACACGGCCAUUUCUAAUCUCGAGUAUGCUCGUGCUACUGCCUUCCUCGACUCUGCAUCAUCAUCAAGGAACAAGGGUUCUGAUACCGCUGCGACCCAUCAAUACGACACUCGAAUGGCCGAUGAGGCUUACAAGGCCGGCUGUGCCGCCUUGGCUGCCGGCAGGUUCGAAGAGGCUCUUCGAUCGCUGAAUCUUUCGCUGGCUAAAUGUCCCCCUGAUCGCACCUCUGCUGUUUCCAAGCUUCAGUCUCUCAUCUCUCAUGCAUCGCUGCAGCUUCGGAGAUCCUCCAAAAACAACCUCAUUUAGAUUGGUCAGGGUGUUUGUUUUGUUUUGAAAGGGGACGGAGUAUUGGUCUCCUGUAAGCCACUAGGCGUCCAGCCAAUCAGCAAGCACUGCUAUUUUUCUACACGCAAGAAGUCAAUACCUUUUCAUCCUCUGUUGGUAAAUCAUCCAAAAGGAGCAAAUGGGUAACUGCCUGCAAGCACCCAGGGCCAGCAACACAUGCCACUUUCUUCCAUUCUUAAACUCGAUCCAAUCCUGCAGGGUGUAGUUUCGUAGAAAAAGAAAAUAGUCAAGCUUGUAAUAGACUAGGACAUCCCACAUUGUAUUGCUGUUUGGAGCAAUCUCAGACUGGACAGUGCUCCAUUCAGUGAGCAACUAGACAUGAGAGAGAUGCCUUCAUUGACUUUCAGCAGUAGUCGGUAAACAUAUCUUAGCUAGCAGCCACAUGAACUGCAUCACACAUCUGAGGAGCCUUGCAUUUUCAGGUUGUACUCUGCUCAUGCUUCCCCUAUAUAUUGGACCAGAUAGGCAGACGCCAUUUAGCUAUAUGCUGGCCUAACCAAUUUAUUCCGCUCAUAUCAACACAUGCUAUCCUGCAUCCCUUCAAUCUCUAAACAACAUAGAGGUCCCAGUUAGCGAGUUUCCAAGAUGAGUGUGUUUUACCAUGAGGAGCCACCACAGCAAGCUAAGAGAUGCAAAAGCUUGAGCACGGCACUCAAGGAUGUCUUUUCUCAUUGCCAAAUUUUCAACGGGAAAGUCUCGAAUCCAGGUGCAAAGGAGGAGUAUGCAGCAAGCGACUUUGACGAUGAGCAGGAAGUUGUGGUUGUUUCGGCCAUUCGAAUUGGAGCAAUGGAGAAACUGAGGCGUAAACCGAGCCUCCUGAGAGACGGCUUUUCGUGGGUACUCUCUUCAUCAUCGGGGGAACUCUACAUUUAUCCAAAUUCAAAAGAAGUUAAGCAGAUGGAAGAGUGGGAAACUGAGGAAUUCUUGUCAGUUGAUAGUUGCUUUUCUCGCUGUUCCAGUUGCCUGAGCAGAGAAACAUUUGUGUCGGUGAAGACAAAUUUUCCUGUGUGUGUGAGCUCCGAUAGAGAUCUAAGGAAGAGAAUGUCUAUAAUUCAAGAAUUGUGUCAUUGUGAAGGUUGGCCUUUUGGUCUCUGCCGGAAGGCUCUGUUGCUUCCUCCUCUGCCUAAAUCUCCAUCGGAGUCUUGGUUAUGGCGUAAGCCCCCUGCAACUGCUAAGAUGUCUUUUAUUUACUACAAUUCCUUCAAAUAAGUUUUCUUAACAUGUAAUGUAAAUAAAAUUUUAAUUUUGAUUAACUUCUUACUACUGAUUAUAAUUUUUUAAUAUAUAAUUUGCAUAUGACAAAAUUGGAAUCUAAUCUUCUAA
Messenger RNA from Carica papaya (papaya), 1804 nucleotides. The record is from RefSeq and is a predicted model, not a curated record. NCBI's taxonomy places the organism in Eukaryota, Viridiplantae, Streptophyta, Magnoliopsida, Brassicales, Caricaceae.